Molecule: messenger RNA, 429 nt
Organism: Gracilinanus agilis (Agile Gracile Mouse Opossum)
Lineage: Eukaryota; Metazoa; Chordata; Mammalia; Didelphimorphia; Didelphidae
Product: proteoglycan 3-like
Exons: 3
Biological process (GO): immune response
Source: RefSeq, a predicted model, not a curated record
AUGAAAUUCCCUCUCAUCCUAUUGCUUCUCCUAUUGGGGGCAGUGUCUUCUCUUCAUCAGAAACAUGAGCCUCUCAAGUUAGAGUCAGAGGAAGAAAAAGCUCUGAGUCAGGAAUUAGAGACUCCAGAGGGAGAGAAUGAGGAAGAGGAUGAUGAAGAGAAGGAGGCUGACAUUGCUGAGGAGAAUGAUGACUUUUGCCCAAAGGAAGAGGACGUAGACCAUAUACUGGGUAUUCCAGGAUGUAAGACCUGCCGGUUCCUGGUUGUCAGGAAGCCAAGGAAAUUCGGAAGAGCACAGCGCAUCUGCAGACGUUGCUAUAAGGGCCAUCUGGUCUCUAUCCACAGCUCCCAAACCAACUACCGAAUCCAGUGUUCAGUUAGAGGAAUCAACCAGGGCCAGGUCUGGAUUGGAGCCAAACGCAAGGGCUGG